This is a messenger RNA of Oryza brachyantha (malo sina), 3602 nucleotides long. Its product is annotated as nuclear pore complex protein NUP96. Gene Ontology annotation, cellular component: nuclear pore. Bases 252 to 3263 code for a protein of 1003 amino acids. Gene Ontology annotation, molecular function: structural constituent of nuclear pore. The transcript is spliced from 6 exons. Gene Ontology annotation, biological process: nucleocytoplasmic transport. NCBI's taxonomy places the organism in Eukaryota, Viridiplantae, Streptophyta, Magnoliopsida, Poales, Poaceae. The record is from RefSeq and is a predicted model, not a curated record.
CUCCUCCUCCGUUCUUCCCCUCGCGGCGGCGGCAACGGCGGCGUUCUUCCGCCGGCGCGCCCUCGAACCCUCCUCCUCGCCUCGAAGUUUUCUGCGCGGUGGAGUGCUGGUGGCGGCGGCUGAUUUCCGAAGAGGAGAGGAAUCUGGAGCGCUCGUAUGGAGCGGGGCUAGCUGCGGAUGGAGCUAGGAGUCCCACAGAGCUAGGGCUCGCUGAUGCUGCUGGGACUGCCUCGGUCGCCUCAUUGCCUACCAUGUCUUCCGCCCCGGUGUUCCCCGUGCUCCGCCACGACGAUUACUUCACCAGGCCGUCAAUCGAUGAGCUGGUGGAGAUGGAGGCGGCUGACCCUGGCUACUGCAGCAGGGUCCCGGGCUUCGUCGUCGGGAGGGUAGGGUAUGGGCAGCUUAGCUUCCCCGGCGACACCGAUGUGAGGGGGAUGGACCUGAAUGAGAUCGUUAAGUUUGGCAAGCACUGUGUGGAGGUUUACAAGGAUGAGGAUAGCAAGCCUCCUCUAGGGCAAGGUCUUAACAAGGCAGCAGAAGUGACGUUGAUGCUGGAUUUGAGUGAAAUCCCAGAGCCUGGCACUCUUGUUGAGGUGCUGAAACGUCAAACGAGAAAGCAGGGUGCUUGGUUUGUUUCGUUCAACCACUUGAGUGGCAGGUGGAAGUUUGAGGUCGAUCAUUUUAGUCGAUUUGGUCUUGUGGAUGAGGAGGAAGAGGAUGUUGUGAUGGAUGAGGUGGUAGCUCGGCAGCCUAUUGCCGAAGUAAGAGAACCACCUGCAAAUGGUCAUGAACUGGAGCUUUCGCGUUCGUUGCCUGCUCAUCUUGGGCUUGACCCUGCAAAGAUGCAAGAAAUGCGGAUGACAAUGUUCUCCAAUGAGGAUGGUGACGAAGAUAUGGAGGAUGGAUUCCCAUCUGAUCAGAGAUAUUUUAGCAGUGAAAGGAUGAAUGUGGAUUCACCCAACUCAAGUGCUUUGAGGCUGAGGUCGCUCUCUCCUUUGCAUGGUUCUUCUCUGAAGGUCGGUAGGAAAUUUGGUGUUCUUGAUAGGAAAGAACCACAAGCACUGCUGGAAUACAGUGCAAAUUCUUCAGAACUUGGCCUAUCUUCUCAUGGUAUUCUUAUGUCUGGGCAAAACAAGGGAUUUCCAGUGAGAAUGACCAAGGUGGAUGGCUUUAAGUUGCCAGCUAAUCAAACAACGCCUGUUACUGGGAAAAUAUACACUAACUGUGUUGUUGAUGCUGCUUUAUUUAUGGGUAAGUCAUUUCGUGUUGGUUGGGGACCAAAUGGCAUCCUUGUUCAUUCUGGUAGUCUUGUCAACAGACCUGGAACCGGUCUAUCUUCUGUGAUUCACGUAGAGAAAGUUGUGUGUGACAAAGUUGUGCGUGAUGAGAAGAACAAAGUUAAGGAGGAACUGACAGAUCUAUGCUUCUCAGAACCGAUGGAUCUCCAUAGGAAGCUUGAUCGGGAAUAUCUGGAGACUGAGUCUGACUUGUUUAAAUUAAAGCUUCAGAAGGUUGUGACAAGUCGUUUUGUGCUGCCAGAUAUUUGCAGGUCUUAUAUUGACAUCAUUGAAAGGCAGCUCGAAGUCAGUGAUUUAUCUCUGUCUUCGCGUGUUCUGUUAAUGCAUCAGGUUACAGUUUGGGAGCUAAUUCGGGUCUUGUUCUCAGAAAGAGCAACUGGCACCCAGUUAGAACCUACUGGCGAUGAGGACCAGGAGGGGAUGAUUUUAGAUAAGAAAGAAGGUUCUGUUGCGAUAGACCUUGAAGCGCUCCCUUUGGUUAGAAGAGCAGACUUCAGCAAUUGGUUACAGGACAGUGUUUGUCAUCGGGUUCAAGGAGAGGCAGGUUCCUUAAAUGAUGCCAGGUAUUUGGAACAUAUUAUUCUGCUUUUGACCGGUCGCCAAUUAGACACGGCCAUGGAAAUUGCUGCUUCAAGGGGUGAUGUUCGAUUGGCAAUUUUGCUAAGCCAGGCAGGUGGGUCAAUGCUAAAUCGAUCUGACCUUGCUCAGCAACUGGAUCUAUGGAAAGCAAAUGGUCUAGAUUUUAAUUAUAUUGAGGACGACAGGGUAAAGAUAUAUGAGUUGCUUUCCGGUAAUGUACAAGGUGCCUUGGUGGAUUUAUCAAUUGACUGGAAACGGUACCUUGGACUAAUAAUGUGGUACCAACUAUCGCCUGAUACAUCACUUGAUAUUAUCAUUCACUCUUAUCACCAGCUCCUUGGUGAGGGCAAAGUCCCAUAUCCUGUUCCUGUAUAUAUAGACGAAGGACCUCUUGAUGAGUCACUUCAGUGGUCCCCAGGUGACCGCUUUGACAUAUCUUUUUAUCUAAUGCUUCUUCAUGCAAAUCAAGAUGAGAAGUUUGGGAUGCUGAAAACUAUGUUCAGUGCAUUCUCAUCUUCAUAUGAUCCCUUGGACUACCAUAUGAUCUGGCAUCAGCGUUCCAUUCUGGAAGCUAUUGGUGCUUUCAGUUCAGAUGAUCUUCACGUGCUAGAUUUGAGUUUUGUUUACCAACUAUUGUGUCUGGGGAAGUGCCAUUGGGCUAUCUAUAUCAUUCUACAUAUGCCUCAUCUUGAUGACGCCCCAUACAUCCAUGAGAAGUUGAUCAGGGAAAUUUUGUCACAAUAUUGUGAAUCAUGGAGCAAGGAUGAAACUCAGCGAGAUUAUAUUGCAGAACUUGGCGUUCCAGCAGAAUGGAUGCAUGAGGCUCUGGCUCUUUACAACGAAUACUAUGGAGAUCAGCAAAGCGCACUGGAGAAUUAUAUCCGGUGUGGCAACUGGAAGAAAGCUCAUACAAUUUUUAUGACAUCCAUUGCUCAUUCUUUGUUUCUAUCAUCUAAACAUCAAGAGAUCUGGGACAUCACAAGUGCUUUGGAGGAUCACAAGUCUGAAAUUGCUGAUUGGGAACUUGGUGCUGGAAUAUACAUAGACUUCUUCAUUCUAAGGAGCUCCAUGCAAGAAGAAAGUACUGUGGAUGAUUCGGAUCUGCUUGAGAAGAAAAAUGAAUCAUGCAGCACUUUCUUUAGCCGGUUAAAUGAUUCAUUGCUAAUAUGGGGAAGUAAAUUACCUGUUGAGGCAAGGGCAUGCUUCUCGAAGAUGGCAGAGGAGCUAUGCGAGCUAUUAAUGAACACUCCCGGCGAGGGCUUGGCGCCAAAUCUCUACAUGGGCUGCUUUCAAACGAUGCUCAACGCUCCUGUGCCCGAUGACCACAGGUCAUCUUACCUGCAAGAAGCGGUCUCUGUUUUCACCGACAUACUUUGCAGGGAUUGAUGCUUUAUUGCUUGAAGGUCGAUGACAUUCCAUCUGACGGAUUGUUGGAAGUUUUCCUGAUUGAUCUGUAGCGUUUUGACCUGUUGGCUGUUGUGAUCAUUCACGGGAUAUGGGGUGCAGCAAUUCCCGAGUCAGUAACACACAGAAGAGCUCCAAAAGUUACCUUGCCCGGGUGCAGUGGAAAUGUAGGAUCAGCUAUUGAUGUUGCAGGUAAUUGUCAUGCUCCUCAAACCCCUGAACAAAUGUAACCCAUCAGCUUUCUUCGUCUUUGUACUGUAAUAUACUGUUACUACGGAAAGUAGCAACUCAUUAUACGGCGUGUGUGUAUGUUUUGGUCAA